AUUACGCAUGUACCCGCUGCUGCCGACAGAAAACAUGGCGCUCGAGGUACCGAAUGGAGAUUUUCCAUAUUUACCUUCAGGGGCGGCGGAAGGUAAACUCGCGUUUUCCUAUGCUCAAUAUAAUUCACAGCCACUUUGGUCUAUUAUGCAUUAUUUAUUAUUGCUGUGAGCAGAGCAUAAACAGUCAACGCUAGCUUUCAAACAAUACAAUUAUGCUCGCUAACGUUAGCUAUUUAGCUAUUUGAGCUUCAAGCUCCAAGGUCGAUACAAGGCAUUAGUGAAGGAGUAACGUUAGUUAGCAGAUGGCUUGCAAUUUUCAAAGCCACCUUCUCCUUCUGAAGACAGCCUUGAACUGUGUGUACUUUUAGUAUUCUUUGUCUUAAGUAAAUUGGCUAAAUCAGUAGCUAGCUAGUAGCCGAGUUGUUCUAGUGCAGCUAGCUGACACGAGAUCCACAUUGCACGUUGGGGGCGAUGAAACAACGGAAGUCCAUUCAUUUUCAAUGAAGUGGGCGGGAGGGCCUUUGGGCGAUGUGAGCAUGGGCGAGGGACGUGAACAGGGCGGGACCAAAGUUGGGGAAAGCUGAACUUUAUGCAAAGACUGCUACAUCGCGUUUUUAUUGACCAAUUGAAGCUCACUAUAGUUUCCAGCCCCUACUGGAUUGGCUGUUGAUACCUACCACUACCUAGCCUGCUUGCUAGCGCCAACAUCAGGGGGAAGCAAGCCUAACUAUCCGAAUUUACGAGUUAAAAGGAUGGCCACAAGUGUUAAAAGCAAAGUGUACUAGCUAGCUACAACAACUAUGCAUAAAGCAAUACUGUAACGUAGCUGUGAGCUCUUCAUCACAGGCCAAAGAGCAUCAUAGAUAGUGAUAUACCAUGGAGAGAUCUAUAGGAGUCUUUGGUGAUUCUGUGUUUUCUGUUUGUAAUGAAUCCAUUCUUUUUCAGUAAACAGGAUGAUAAAGGAGAAUGGUGACCUGUUUUCUGAUGCCCUGUGCAAAGUCUGCAGUGCUGUCCUGAAUUCUGACUCUCAGAAACUUUCACAUUAUCAGGUCAGUGAUCCCACUUGAUAUUGACAUUUAUAUGGCCAUUUUCUCGACCAGUAUAUAGAGCAGCAGCUGAUGGUUUCAUUCUGUUGUCUCAUUCUUUUCAGAGCAAAAAGCAUGCCAACAAAGUGAGACGCUACAUGAGCAUCCACAAAGAAGAGGAGCCCACCAUCAAAAGGUUGAAGUCGCAAUCAGGAGACAGCGUAAGUUACUUCUCAGCUAGAAAAGGUUUUAUCCAGCCCUGCUCAUCCCAGUAGAGACAGCCAGACAGCGUUCAUGGAAUGAGCUCCCUUAACCUUUUUGUCCUCUUCACGGUUGCUGUACUCUUCCCCCAUAUCCAGGCCAACAGUAAUGAAGAGACGGAACGCUCCAAAGCCUGUCAUAUAUGUAAUAUGACAUUUUCCUCUCCGGUGGUUGCGGAGUCCCACUACCAGGGCAAGGUGCACACCAAGAACCUGAGACUGAAGACUUUUGGCCACCAGCCCGCAGGUAAGAGGCUGUCUACACGUAUUGUAUGGCCAUGUAUGAGAUAAGCCUGUUUUCGAUUUUCCACCCCAUCUGCACACACUUUCUUUUUCUCCCACUGUGUUAUUCCUCCAUCUCACAUACCUGUAUUUUCCAAAUGUGCAAAAAAAUUACUUAAACUCCUUCCUGUCUGAUUAAUGUGUCACAUCCUGCCUUCUACCUCUCCAGUAGCACUACCUCAGGCCUUGGCCCCAGUAGUGAAGAAGAAGAAGGCUCAGUCAGAAGAGGCGAGCAGCGUGGCAUCGUCAGGCCCGGCCGAGGACGACCAGGACCACUUCUGUUCCAUCUGCCACGCCUCGUUCAACAACCCCCUCAUGGCCAAGCAGCACUACGAAGGCAAGAAGCAUAAAAAACAGUUGACCCAGCAGAAGCUGAUGGAGACCUACGGGCCGUCCACGGCACCAGGUAGGACCUAGCUUCUGAAGCUUCUCACGUUCUGUUCAAAAGCCUGGGGAAGUUCUCCUCAGGAAGACGAUCAAAAGGGGUGGAGUCUAGAUGGAAAUAUUUGUAUGGAUUUCGCAUGGGUAUAGAGCUCCAAAUAGAGGUGGUAUUUUAUCAUUCUUUUCUGACUUGCAACAAGCUAGCUAGCAUAAGAUGCUACUAAAACUUUGUCCGACACAGUAGGAAAAUAGGCACACGUAAGACGAGAAACAAUGAAAUUCCCUAGGGCAGGGUUUCCCAAACUCGGUGCACAUUUAGGUUUUUGCUCUAGCACUACACAGCUGAUUCAAAGAAUCAACUAAUCCUCAUGCUUUGAUCAUUUGAAUCAGCUGUGUAGUGUUAGGGCAAAAACCAAAACGUGCACCCCUUGGGGUCCCGAGGACUGAUUUUUGGGGAACGCUGCCCUACGGGAAACCUAAUUUAUCAGAGCCAACCAAAUGUGAGCGUUAACAGCCAGCACUCCCAUUGAAAAGCAAAAAUAAAUCCAAUACUGAAGUUCUCCAGACUUCCAAUAGACGAGACAAGAUUUGGAAGGAGGCCCUGCAAAACUCAGUAAGACCAGACGGCCACGGACACCCAACAUGUAAAAAGAAAAGCACUUGGUUUAGAACUUUGUGAAUAUGGGCAUAUGAUUAUGUACAUUUUAAGUUUCUAUCAAGUGUAAAUAAGUGUAUCUGGAGUGUCAUACAGUAGCAGCCAGACAGUACAGGACAUUGUGUACCUAUGCCGUAUUGGGUCAUUGCAUGUUAGUGUAAUGUCUAAAACAGUGUACCUUGCUAACUAGUCCCUCCCAAUUUGUAAGUCGCUCUGGGUAAGAGCGUCUGCUAAAUGACUUAAAUGUGUCUCCAGCUUCCACAGUAAAGGGCUAUCCAUGCACUGUGUGCAACAUCGAACUCAACUCUGUGGAACAGUAUCAAGCUCACAUCAGCGGCUCCAAACAUAAGAACCAGUAUGUGUCCCUCUCGCUCAUUCUCACUCUCCCAUGCCCCGUGAGCCAGAAGAAACAACAACCACUGCAUGCACACACACCAACUGGAGUAAACCACACCAUAUGCCCAGAUAACUUCUGUUUGGUGUCAAAAUAGAAGUUAUCGUAUUCUGAAAAUACCUGUUACUGCCGAUUUUGUUUUGUUUUUAUAUUUCAGUCUUUAACAUGGCUUUGUUGUAAUACAUUUUAAUAUAUUUCCAGUGUCAGAGGGAAGAAAGGGAGCAACCCAACAUUCGUCAGCCCCUCUGAAAACCAGUACACAGCAGAAAACCAGCAGUCUGAGUACCAGUAUACGCCUGAAGCCGAACCAGUCCAGGAGGACUGGGGCGCUUUCAACCAGGACUACGAGUGAAGAGACUCCCAGUACUCCCCACCACUCCAUCUACCACAGCUCACCAGCUACUGGUGUCCCUCAGUUAGGGCCAGGAGGAUUUCCUGACCACAUCACCUGACCAGGAAAAACUAUUUGUUACAGGCUACAACUAGGAUCCAGAGUUUUCCCUGUUCAUGUCACAUGGUCAUGUAAAAUCCCAUCUCUCUGUGGUGUCGUAUCUGCCUCAUUGAUGAAUCCUAUCUAUCUACUCCAGUUCUACUUCAUUCUAUCUGUACUCAGAUAUGGUCAGUCUAUCUACUCCAUGUCUACAUCCCAGUACAUGUGUUGGUUGUGUUCUCAGUCGGUCAGACCAGAGAGGUAUAGACUCCUGGACAUGUUGUCUAUCAUUUCUGUUCAAAAUAUCAUAAAUAUUUCAAAUUCCGACAUAAUAUAGUACAAUGAUAUGACGCUGGUGUGAUGGACUUGCGUUAGUGUUCUGGUUUUAUGGGAAAUAUUUUAUUUUCCCCACUGUUUUUAUUUGGGCUCAUAAUCCUUGUUUCCCCCUCCCCCCCAGAGUUUUGUCCAACACUCAAUCUUUUGAUCCCACUCUUUUUACAUAAUGUUUCUCUGCGACUGGCUGAGAGGAAAAACUCAAUAACAUAUCCUGUACGGAAAGUUAUUUUUCUUUAACUUUAACUCGUUCUAGUUAUUUCUUUCAGUUUGCAGUUAGCAACAUGGAUAGUGACUAUAAUAUACAUGUAAUUUUUUGCACCCACCAACCUCAGUGUUUGUUAGAACCUUCUAGUUUGAUGUCUAUUGUAAGUAAAAGACUGCCAGAUGAUAAGUACGUCCUAUAAUCGUUUUAUUAUAUGUACAUGCGUUCGUAUCAAUUAAAAAACAUCUGUUACAAACUAACAAUACAUUACAGCAGAUAAUUAAUGUCAUACUCUAUCUUUGCUCUGUAUUAGGAAUGUGCUGUCGGUACCCGGGCUUAAAAAGCAAUGUCAUUUUGUUGUUUUUAUUCCUGUUUAUUUGUGUGUUUAGUCACAUGAAAAAUUAUAUGAAGCAACUUACGAUGUGAAAUAUGCCUUUACUGGACAUCUGCUGUGGUAUGGCAUAGUUUUCAUAAUGUUUUACUCCAUAGUUGUCUAUCUGUGCUUGUAGGGUCAUGAAAGAUUGUCUGAAUAUUGGUCAACAUUCUGUCUGAGGGAGUGGCUCUUGAAAUUGAAUUUGUCUGGUGAAUGUAAAGAUCGUCUGAGAGUGUUUCAGUGGAGAUGGUGAAACUAAAAUAAGGUAUUUUAAAAGCUCAGUGUUUGGUGUAGUAAGUGCUAAUACUUUUGUUUUUUACUGCAUUUAUGAAUGGACAAAUAUCUACUUGGACAUGGGUUAGUAUCAGAUUAGUGAGGGAUUGAAUGUGCAGAAUCAUCGUAGCAGUCCCGGUUGCAUUGGAUACUGACAGACAGUAAAGGAUCCUAGAUUGUACUUGAUUAUUUACUGUUUCAAAUUAAAUACUAUGUUGCUCUAUAAAAGCAUAAAUAGAUUUUGAUUGAUCUUAAGAACCCAUUCCCAUUAUUUCAUUUUGUGACAAGUUAUUUUGGCUAUGUGCAAAUUUGUCAUGUCCUAAAAUAGUUUUUUUCAUCAGACAUGACAAGUUGGAUAUUCUAUUACUGAAUGUGUCGCCCUGCCUUUUGGCUGAAGAAACAUUGCAUUCAUUUUAGAUGUAAUUCAUAAGAAGAGGGCUUCUAAAUACAUUGUAAAACAAGCAAAAAUAUGGCCUUUUAUUUCAGACCUCAUUCUUGUUGUAUUAGCUAUUGUGUUGUAAAUUAUCAGAUUUAUUUUCAAUACAAACUAUGUAUGCCUAAAGAAGUGGUAGGAAAAUGUGUAUCUAGUAAAACAAUGUUUUAACAAAAGUCCAAAUUUCCUGUAUUUUUAUUCAUUUUACUAAAUGUAUUCCUCACACCCAAACAUGUCUGCUC
Messenger RNA from Coregonus sp. 'balchen', 5286 nucleotides. The record is from the annotation of a GenBank genome assembly. NCBI's taxonomy places the organism in Eukaryota, Metazoa, Chordata, Actinopteri, Salmoniformes, Salmonidae.